Candida dubliniensis CD36 is the source of this 1746-nucleotide messenger RNA. RefSeq names its product ubiquitin-specific protease. Bases 1 to 1746 code for a protein of 581 amino acids. Gene Ontology annotation, molecular function: cysteine-type deubiquitinase activity; zinc ion binding. The transcript has a single exon. The record is from RefSeq and is a predicted model, not a curated record. NCBI's taxonomy places the organism in Eukaryota, Fungi, Ascomycota, Pichiomycetes, Serinales, Debaryomycetaceae. Gene Ontology annotation, biological process: protein deubiquitination.
AUGCCUUCUGAUGAAACAAUAUCUAAAUCGAAUGGCAAUAUCAAUACUGCCACCAAUAAUAUUCCUACUACUACUACUACUACUGCUGCCAUUACACAGCAACAAGACGGACAAGACAUACUAGAGGAUCAAUCGACAUUAUUUUAUAAUAAAUUGAAUUUUGUUCGAGAAUUAACACCUCGACCCGAUAAUUAUUCCACAAUUAAUUCAUGUAAUCAUAUUGAUUCAGUCUUAAGAUCCAAAGCUAAAACCACUGUAUUUGAAACUUAUAGACAAGCAGUAUUAAUAUCUCAACCAUUAAUUAAAUCAUAUAAAUUGAAAAAAGAUGGAUCAAUUAUACCGAUUAAAAAAUUAAUUAUGUCGAAAAUAUCAGCAUUAAAAUGUAGUCAAUGUCAUUUAAAUAAUUUUAAUAAUUCAAUGAUUUGUUUACAAUGUCCUCAUGUUGGUUGUUGUUUUAAUGAUUAUAAUCAUUCUUAUUCCCAUUAUAAAUCAACUAAACAUAUGUUUUCUAUUGAUUCAAGUUGUGGAUUAUUAUAUUGUUUUAAAUGUAAUGAUUUUAUUAAUCACCCUGAAUUAGAAAAAAUUCGAUUACAAAUUAUUCUUGGUGAUGAUGAUAAUAUUGAAAAUAUUAAUGAUAAAAAUAAUAAAGAUAUGAAUAAUUUUAUUAAACAAAAUUAUGUUGAUCCAGGAAAAAUUGCUAUAAAAGGAUUAAAAGGAUUUAUUAAUUUAGGAGCAACAUGUUUUAUGAGUUCAAUUUUACAAACUUUAAUUCAUAAUCCAUUAAUUAAAUAUCAAUUUUUUAAUAAUGAUUUACAUUAUUUUAAUUGUGAAAAAAUUCAUAAUCAAUUUAUUAAUAAUGGGAAUAUUGAUGAAAAUAAUGCAUGUAUAACAUGUAGUAUUGAUAAUAUUUUCCAAUCAUUUUAUACAUCAACUACUAAUGAAGGAUUUGGUAUGACUAAUUUAUUAACUACUGCUUGGUAUAAACAAAAAUCAUUAGCAGGAUUUGAAGAACAAGAUGCUCAUGAAUUUUGGCAAUUUUUAUUAAAUGAAUUUCAUAUGGAUUAUCAAAGAAUUAUAAUGAAUUUAAAAAAUGAAAAAUUGUCAAAUAUAUCCAAAAAUGAUGGAUUAGAAUCAGUGAUAAAUUCAAAUUCUUGUGGAUGUAUUAUGCAUUCAACAUUUUCAUUUGAAUUACAAAGUUGUAUUAAAUGUAAUUCUUGUGAAUCAAUUACUGAAACUGUUGAUCCAAUGAUUGAUUUAUCAUUAGAAGUCAAUUUUACAAAUUUAUAUCAAUCUUUACAAUCAUUUACUAGAGAUGAAAAAUUAGAUGAUUAUAAUUGUAAAAAUUGUAACACCACCACCACCACCACCAACAAUAACAAUAACGGUAAUUCAAAAACUUCAGCAAUUAAAAAAUUACGAUUGAAAACUUUACCACAAAUAUUAUCAAUUCAAUUGAAGAGAUUUAGACAUGAUACAUUAGGUAGUUUCCAAGCAACAAAAAUUCAAUCUCACAUAGAUUUCCCAUUAUUUUUAAAUGUUACAGAAUAUUCAGUUAUUAAUGAUACCGAUUAUAUUUAUCAAUUAUUUGCAGUUGUUGUUCAUCAAGGAUCAAUUAAUACUGGUCAUUAUACAGUAUUUAUAAAAAAUAAUGGUAAUUGGUAUAAAUUUGAUGAUAGUGUAGUUACCAUGGUUUCUCAAGAUGAUGUUAUCAAUUCCGAAGCAUACUUAUUAUACUAUAUAGUUUAA